GACGGUCUGAGCAGAAGUGACAACGUGACGUAACUUUUGUCACACUAGCAAGAACCCAGACGGUGUACGUUUCACCUCCACGGCUGGUGAUUCGAAAGGAGUUUGGGCCGGCCAUCCAUCGACGAUAAUUUGAUACAGUAUAGGCAGCCAAAUCUUCAGAGAUGAUGAUAGUUGCGGUGGCUCUGAUUUUGGGUGUCUUAUUUGGAGGAUUCAUUCUGAUACCGCGAGGCAGUAAAUCUGGUCAGACCGAAGUUUGUUCAAAUGCUAGCGAUAAUAAGGCAUCCAAAAUCUAUAGUAAAGCUGAUGUCUCUUUGCAUAAUAAGAGAACUGAUUGUUGGAUCAUUAUCAAGGACAAGGUAUAUGAUGUUACAUCAUACGUAGAGGAACAUCCAGGUGGUGAUGCCAUCCUAACACAUGCUGGGGAUGAUUCAACUGAAGGGUUCUUUGGACCGCAGCAUGCUACCCGAGUCUUUGACAUGAUCGAUGAUUUUUACAUUGGAAAUCUGGAGCAGUAAUUUCACGGCCAUUGUUUUGUAAAAUAAAUGAGAUAUUGUACAUUAAUAAUCUAGUUUUUCUUUAUUGCCUCUCAUUGAUGCAAUCAUUGCUUCUAUAGGUCAUGAACAUGUUUUAUGUUCAGUUUCUUUCUUGGAUUAAUUCGAUGCUGAAAUUUUUCUUCA
Tripterygium wilfordii is the source of this 677-nucleotide messenger RNA. RefSeq names its product cytochrome B5-like protein. Gene Ontology annotation, molecular function: heme binding. Gene Ontology annotation, cellular component: membrane; intracellular membrane-bounded organelle. Lineage: Eukaryota; Viridiplantae; Streptophyta; Magnoliopsida; Celastrales; Celastraceae. The record is from RefSeq and is a predicted model, not a curated record. The coding region runs from base 162 to 515 and encodes 117 amino acids. The transcript has 6 exons.